Messenger RNA from Drosophila hydei, 877 nucleotides. Its product is annotated as GILT-like protein 1. The record is from RefSeq and is a predicted model, not a curated record. Gene Ontology annotation, molecular function: oxidoreductase activity, acting on a sulfur group of donors, disulfide as acceptor. Bases 106 to 813 code for a protein of 235 amino acids. The transcript is spliced from 4 exons. NCBI's taxonomy places the organism in Eukaryota, Metazoa, Arthropoda, Insecta, Diptera, Drosophilidae.
AUAAUGUUUCUGGUUUUUUCAUUCUCCUUAGUACAUCUAUACAUAUGAGUUGGUGUAAUUUAUAAUUGCAUAUACUGCACAAAUUAUUUGUUGCUUAAUUAAUAAAUGAUACCAACACGGAAACGAAUUUUUAUAUUAUUAUUCUUAAUUGCGACACUAGGGCUUUUGCUACGAAUUCUAUUCUAUCCCCGUGAACAGUUGUUGUUAAAGGAGGAACCACACUAUCAAAGAGCUCCAGGAGCUCCACUGCCCGUAUUGGUAACAGUAUUUUAUGAAGCCCUCUGCCCGGACUCCAAAUAUUUUAUCACUAAGCAAUUAUUACCCACGUACAAAGCUGCUGCCCAUAUUAUGGAAGUGCAACUCGUGCCUUAUGGCAAGGCACAUACCACAACCGACGCUGAAGGCAAAUUUAUAUUUGAUUGCCAGCAUGGUCCGACGGAAUGUCAAGCAAAUAUGUAUCAUGCAUGCGCUGCUGAAGUCAUAGAUGACGUACUCACUCGACUAGAAGUUGUGACCUGCAUGAUUCGAGACAAUCGAAAUCCCAAAGAUGCUAUGCAAAAGUGUACCAAACAGUAUAACGUGGAAAAUGUAGAUCUCAUCCAAAAGUGUUUUGACAGCACCCAUGGAGCCGAGCUAAUGAAAUUGAACGGAGAUGCGACCCAAGCACUUAGACCACCAGUAACAUUCAUUCCAACAAUAACCAUAGAUGGUUCACAAGGUAGUCAGGCUUCCAUUUUAAAAGAUUUGCUUACUGAGGUUUGCAAAUUUGCUGGAAGCAGCGCGCAGGCGGAGAGAAUUUGCAAAAACCGAUAGUUUAAUGUUGAUUAAAUUAAAAAAGCGCAACUUUUAUUGUAUAUUUUUUAAAAAAUGUUUGUUU